UAACCGUUUCAUUCAACUGACGAUCCAAACAAUUUUAAAACUGUUAGGCUAUAGGGAUACUCGAGCUGCCAACGGCAAGGAAGGAAAUGGAACUAUCUGCGUGAACGCGGUUGCUUUCGAAUAUCUUCUAAAUACCGUAACAUAUGUCAUAAUACCGUAACACCAGGAUUGUAGAUUUCUGCGAAAAUUUUUUAAUUCUGAAAUUCAAUCGUUAAUUCGACUUUGUUCCAGUUAAGCUAAUUAAAUCAUUUUUAUUCUUAACAAGUCCGAAUUAAUUUUAAGCCUUAAUAAGUCCGAACUAAACGUUAAUUGCCAAUUGGUGUUCAGUCGAAUUAAAGAUUUAAUUACUUAUCUGCAAUCCCGCACUGUCGGACAGUGGCAUUAAGCGAUUUACCUUUGACUAUCUACAUGAAUUUUAAGAGUUUUACGAAUGAAUUUCAUUCUCCUUAUUUGAUUUGCAUUCUAUUGAGUAUAGUGUUAAAAAGAAAGAGGAGUUGAUUUUACAUUUGGCAUUCGGUUUAAUUUCCUUCCGCGAAUUACCUGAUAAGGUACGGACGAGUAUUCAACAAACAAUAAGCAAACAUUCAACAAAUUCAAAGAAUAGCUAAAGCAUAAAAAUGUUAGGUGCAUUGAGAUAUGUAAAAAUAGUUCCGUUUAAAGAAAUUAGUGUAAUACGCAGAAAUUGAAUGUUCUUGAAACAUUGAGCAGUGUUCAAGAAUUUUUUCAUAUACAAAAACAUGCAUGAACUUAAACGAGUAUUCGGACGAUAAAGAAUAAAAAUGUUAAAAGCAUCGAAACAUGCGAAGACCCUUCAUAUUCAAUAAUUUAUUAGAAAGAAACAUGCAUGAACUUAAGAUUGCAUGAGUUCUUAAAUAAAAAUAAAAAGCAUUAACAGGACGAAGUUAAACGAGCUAGUAUAUGUCAUAAUGUUAUUUAGUAUUCAAGUUAGUGUAAGAAGAAAGAGAAUUAAGACGAGUUCCCUUAAAACUAGAGUUACUAUUUUUUAUGCCAAAAUUUUAUCAUCCUAUGUAAGUCUUUACUCAUACCUGUAUAUUUUCUCCUAUCUUCGAACUCUGACUCUAUUUGUCCAAUUUUUAACUUUGCCCUCGCCACGUCAUCUUCCCGUGAUCCCGAUGAUCAGGCCUUUACAAUUCAGCGCAUUUUGUCCUCGAACUCUUUCAAAAGGACUCAUCCGGAAUAAUAUCUUCGUGUCACAAGUUGUACAAUUCUUAAUGAAGUCAACGAAACACGACAUGUCCAAUCGACGUUAUAAAUAAAAUCGCAGACGAAGUUUCGAACGCGUCUCGCAGCAGCGAUUUAGAACGAUGGUGGUCCGUUUUCGAAUACCGCCGCGCGAAUUUAUAUUUUCUGAACGAAUUGUUAAGUGUGAGUCAGCUAUAAAGCGGGGAGCGUGGGCUCUCUCUCUGAUAUCUUCGCAUUUCCCACUACGCGAUCGGUAGAGCCGAUCGCGCCACCGAGCUUGGUUGCACGCGGUAUCACUCGGCUCUCUUCGAAACGGCGAGAGUAGUGAGCUGUUUCGGCUCAAGCGGAGUACAACUUCGCUGAACGUCAUAUCCUCUUCUUCUUCUUCUUCUUUUUUUUUCUUCUGUUCGUACUCGGACCCACGGAGCGAGCUCGAGUAGAAUUCGCUCGGGAAACGAUCGUCCCGGGUUCUAAUAGAAAUCGUGCGAUCCCGCGAGUGAUAACGUGUAGCCGAGAUGAGCGUGUCGGGGAAACAAUUGCAGAACGGUACAUACGAGUUCGAUUACAACCGAGUGCCGGAGCAUAAGACGCGCUGGAAAGAGUUUCAAGAUUUCAUUCACGACCCGGUCGAGGGCACUUACUGCGGUCACACGGGAAAGAAGUGGGCUAUUACCGGCGCAUUCUACACUGUUUUCUUCAGCGUGUUAGCCUUGCUCUUCGCUAUUUGCAUGAAGGGAUUAUUAGCUACCCUGAGUGAUCAGAGACCGAGGUGGAUUCUAGAAGAGAGUCUAAUAGGAACAAAUCCAGGUUUGGGGUUCCGACCGCUCUCCGAUAACACUGAGGAAAGGUCGUUGAUUUGGUAUAGCUCUUCGGACCCGAGCUCAGUGCAAAAGUGGACAAGCUUGUUGGAUAAAUUUCUACUCGAAUACACCAAUUCAUCAUUGCUACCACAGGGGGGUAGGAAUCAGCAGAUCUGUAAUUACGAUACUCCACCUAAGCCUGGACACGUUUGCGCAGUCGAGGUGAACAAUUGGGGUCCCUGCUCGCCCGAUCAACAAUACGGUUUCAAUAACUCAGCUCCUUGCAUUUUUAUCAAAUUAAACAGGAUAUACGGCUGGGUACCAGAGUAUUACAAUGACACCAAUAAUUUAUCGAGUCAGAUGCCGCAGAGCCUCGUUGAUUACAUUAAAACCGUCAACAGUUCAUGGUUGAAUACCGUUUGGGUGUCUUGCGAAGGUGCGAAUCCUCACGACAAGGAGAGCAUCGGCGAGCUGAACUAUUACCCUGAGAGCCACGGGUUCCCUGGAUUUUAUUAUCCGUAUCAAAAUGUACCCGGAUAUUUGAGCCCCAUUGUAGCUGUGCAUUUUCUGCGACCAGCAAGGAACAGGAUAAUCAACGUCGAAUGCCGGGCUUGGGCUAAGAAUAUAAAUCACGCCACGACGCUAUUCGACAGCAAGAACUUGGUACAUUUUGAACUCAUGAUCGACGAAUGAUCGUUGAUUGAUUUGUAAGAAAACGAAAUAAAACUUGUGUCUUCGAAUGCACGAUUGCGCGGACAUCUGCAACCAUAACUGCAUUACGUGUAUUCAACCGUGUAUCAAUCUCACUUCCUAAAUUCUUAUUUUCUCAUUCAAGAAAAGAAUACAAGUAGAUUAACAUAGAAGAUUUACAAUAUUUAGUCUUCUCGGAAAUUUUCCUAUUACGAAUAGAAGCAGCAUUGCUUUCAAGAUACACAAUUUAAAUAUCAUAAGAUAUAAGAAUCUCGGAGUUGCAACAUUAUUAUUGUCAAUUAAUCAAGGAAUUAUACUUGUGGGUAGAUAUAGGUACUUAUUAAACGUAUAUGUACUUAUCUAAUUUAUUUCGUCAUCCGUACAAGAUUAUCUAAGGUGACGAUAUUAAUAAUGUAUCUUGUUGUGUGAAUAAAAAUGUUAAGAUCAAUUAUUUUCA
This is a messenger RNA of Ceratina calcarata, 3150 nucleotides long. RefSeq names its product sodium/potassium-transporting ATPase subunit beta-2-like. Gene Ontology annotation, molecular function: ATPase activator activity. Gene Ontology annotation, cellular component: sodium:potassium-exchanging ATPase complex. The transcript is spliced from 7 exons. Gene Ontology annotation, biological process: sodium ion export across plasma membrane; intracellular potassium ion homeostasis; potassium ion import across plasma membrane. The record is from RefSeq and is a predicted model, not a curated record. Lineage: Eukaryota; Metazoa; Arthropoda; Insecta; Hymenoptera; Apidae. Bases 1719 to 2696 code for a protein of 325 amino acids.